AAUCGUUCACCAUGGAUAAAACCACUGUGCGACUUGUGAUAACAGCAGCAAUAAUCAUCGAUUUAACUUUUGGCGCUGACCUCGCUAUACAAUUGCCUCGACAAGGAGAUUCGUCUGUAACUGGUGGAUCGUAUAGGUUGGACUACUCUCCUCCGUAUGGACAACCACCAGCCAACACCACAAUAGCGUCUCGAGAUAUAGGCGAUGUGAUACAUUUUUCACAAGCUCUACCAGGAACCCGGUACGAUUUUUGGCUUUACUAUAGUAACAACACGGAAAACAAUAAUUGGCUCCUGACCUGGACAGCAUCGAUUACAACGG
Messenger RNA from Daktulosphaira vitifoliae (grape phylloxera), 321 nucleotides. Its product is annotated as tyrosine-protein phosphatase 10D-like. The record is from RefSeq and is a predicted model, not a curated record. The transcript has 3 exons. The annotation marks the transcript as partial. NCBI's taxonomy places the organism in Eukaryota, Metazoa, Arthropoda, Insecta, Hemiptera, Phylloxeridae.